CCGGUUCUGUUCGUCUCACCAAUUUCACGACGCCUCAUCUGCCUUGCCCAGCAUCAGCGACGACAUUGCCAACCCACGGCUGCACCACAGCGACGACGCGCAUCAAUUACGACCUUGCAUUGCCUACGAUAACUCCCGGAUGGGAUGCAGUAACCCUGCAAGUGAACCCCAGCCUUAUCGAUACAAACAUUCGCGAUCGCCAGGGGCCAGAGGCGACCUUCGUUCCAAGCGCUACUCCUACCGCCCACCGAGCCCCUCAUUCACCUCGGGACCGCCCUCCACCCCAUCGACUUCCCAGUUGUGACACGGCGAGGCCGGUCUCUACAAUACCUUCAUGAUCGAAACAGGUCGCUCCCCUCGCCAUCUUUGACCAUAAUCUGACUGUCAACACGACGAACCUCCUCCGGACAUCUUCGCGCCCGGCGCUAACGGCACAAUGAAUGGAUUAAUUGCAUCAUACGCUCCGGCCACGGUGAGGAUAUCGGGGCCACCCAACAGCAGCUUCCUGGUGGGCUACCCCGGUAUCUCUGCCACGUUGCCAAGAAUAGUAGGUAAAGUCGAGAUCCGACCAAGCGCCGGCUUUUCCGUACCCGUCAGCGUAUCCAUGGUGCGCAUCUGCCUCCAGCGAAGAGAAACCAUACACCCUGCUGCCGAGAACAUGGCGAAACGACAUCUCGGCACACCGCGACGCGAAACCGUGGACCUGGUGGGCAAAGAGGUGCUACUAUUCCGAUGUGUGUCGGGGAAAGAGGCGGAGAGCGUAAUAGCGAUGGACCUGCCGUUCCAAAUAUUUAUACCCUAUGGCCGAGGAGGAGAGGAAAUAAAUCGUCGAAUUCCGCCUGCGAGCUUGCAACUACCCAGCCGAAUUGCCGAAACAUACUACGAGCUCGUGGUUACCGUCCAACAAGGCCAGAGCACACAAAACAGAUACACCUUCCCCAUACCAAUACAGCGAUACGAUACCCUUUCGACAUUUGGAAUGUACAACCGACCCGAAAGCAAGGUUGUAACGGCGGACAGCAUCGUGACCUUGGGCAUUUCAUUACCAAAAUGGAGUUAUGGGCCACUAGAUCCAAUAACCGUGUUUAUCAAGCUGGCGCCAAAUCCGGACAUGAUGAGCAAGGCAAAAAAGGUUACGAUAAAUAAGAUAACGUUGGCCAUCGAGGAGGAGAUCACGUUCAACCCCGAAGGCGACGAACCAACCAAGAAAAUCAACAAGAUCGCAAAGCACACACAACCAGUAGGGGUCAAGUUGACUGAGACCGGCUAUGUCACAAAUCUAGGGCUUGUCUUUCCGGCGCGAGAUCUUCGAGACCCCGACGGCAUCAUCAAGCGUGGGAAACCCGGGUUUCCCAUGUACGAAGUUACGAGCUUUACGACGUCAUCAACAUUGUACAAGAUUGAGUUCUUUUUGAGUAUAAAAGCACACAUGAACUCUGCAAGGGAUAUCACUCUACGACAACCGAUCGUUAUUUGCCCAAUGGACCAGCAAGCGUGUAGGGAUGAAAUGGAUGCGAUUGAACAAGCAGCAAAGGAUGCAUCCAAGGUCGACCCAAACAAUCCGAUGCUCCCGGAUCGAGUCAUUGUCCGAUCCAAUGAACGGGACGCAAUACGGCAUCUGGGGCUUUGUGAAGUGGGAGGAGUGAAGAAGAUACUGAUUGAGUGAAGGAAAACCGGCAACCCGCAAUU
This is a messenger RNA of Neurospora tetraspora, 1689 nucleotides long. RefSeq lists its product as uncharacterized. Gene Ontology annotation, biological process: division septum assembly. The transcript is spliced from 3 exons. The coding region runs from base 437 to 1666 and encodes 409 amino acids. Lineage: Eukaryota; Fungi; Ascomycota; Sordariomycetes; Sordariales; Sordariaceae. The record is from RefSeq and is a predicted model, not a curated record. Gene Ontology annotation, cellular component: division septum.